AUGCGCCACUCAGGCAUCCCAGAACUAACUCAGCUCCGACUGGUGAACGGCCCGAGUCGCUGCGCUGGGAGAGUCGAGGUGCUUCACAACCAGCAGUGGGGAACCGUGUGUGAUGACAACUGGGAUUUAACUGAGGCCAGAGUCGUGUGCAGGCAGCUGGGCUGUGGGACGGCAUUAUCAGCCCCACGUGGGUCUCGGUUUGGACAGGGAACUGACCGUAUCUGGCUGGAUGAGGUAAACUGCACAGGGACAGAAGCCGCCCUCUCCGAAUGCAGGGCUCGGCCUUGGGGAGUGCAUGACUGUAACCACGUAGAAGAUGCUGGUGUUAAGUGCUCAGACUCGAUUAUUCCAGACCCAGGUCCUCUCCAACUGGUGAACGGCCCCAAUCGCUGCGCUGGGAGAGUCGAGGUGCUUCAUAACCAUCAGUGGGGAACUGUGUGUGAUGAUGGCUGGGACUUAACUGAUGCUGGAGUCGUGUGCAGGCAGCUAGGCUGUGGGACGGCGUUAUCAGCCCCAGGCGGGGCUCACUUUGGGAGAAGUUCUGACAUUAUCUGGCUGGAUGAGGUUAACUGCACAGGGACAGAAGCUGCCCUCACCGAAUGCAGGGCUCGGCCUUGGGGAGACAAUAACUGUCACCACAGAGAAGAUGCCGGUGUUGUGUGCUCAGACUCAGGCAUUUCAGAAGUGGCUCAACUCCGACUUGUGAACGGCCCAAGUCGCUGCGCUGGGAGAGUCGAGGUGCUUCACAACCAGCAGUGGGGAACCGUGUGUGAUGACAGCUGGGACAUAACUGAUGCUGGAGUCGUGUGCAGGCAGCUAGGCUGUGGGACGGCGUUAUCAGCCCCAGGCGGGGCUCACUUUGGGAGAAGUUCUGACAUUAUCUGGCUGGAUGAGGUUAACUGCACAGGGACAGAAGCUGCCCUCACCGAAUGCAGGGCUCGGCCUUGGGGAGACAAUAACUGUCACCACAUAGAAGAUGCUGGUGUUGUGUGCUCAGACUUCGUCAUUCCAGACCCAGGUCCUCUCCAGCUGGUGAACGGCCCCAAUCGCUGCGCUGGGAGAGUCGAGGUGCUUCACAACCAUCAGUGGGGAACCGUGUGUGAUGAUGGCUGGAACCUAACUGAUGCUGGAGUCGUGUGCAGGCAGCUGGGCUGUGGGACGGCGUUAUCAGCCCUAGGGGGGGCUCACUUUGGGAGAGGAUCUGACACCAUCUGGCUGGACGACAUUAACUGUACAGGGACAGAAGCUACCCUCACAGAAUGCAGGGCUCAGCCUUGGGGAAACAAUAACUGUCACCACGGAGAAGAUGCCGGUGUUGUUUGCUCAGACUCAGCCCUUCCACACCUGGCUGAGGUGCGACUGGUGAACAGCCCAAGUCGCUGCGCUGGGAGGGUCGAGGUGCUUCACAACCAGCAGUGGGGAACCGUGUGUGAUGACAGCUGGAACAUAACCGAUGCCGGAGUCGUGUGCAGGCAGCUGGGCUGUGGCACAGCGUUAUCAGCCCCAGGAGGGGGUCGAUUUGGACAAGGAUCUGGGCCAAUUUGGCUGGAUGAGGUUAACUGCACAGGGACCGAAGCUGCCCUCUCCGAAUGCAGGGCUCUGCCUUGGGGGAACCAUAACUGUCACCACAGAGAAGAUGCCGGUGUUGUGUGCUCAGAAGUAAAUCAGCUCCAACUGGUGAACGGCCCAAAUCGCUGCACUGGGAGGGUCGAGGUGCUUCACAACCAGCAGUGGGGAACCGUGUGUGAUGACAGCUGGGACAUAACUGAUGCUGGAGUCGUGUGCAGGCAGCUGGGCUGCGGGACGGCGUUAUCAGCCCCAGGAGGGGGUCGAUUUGGGCAAGGAACUGACCGUAUCUGGCUGGACGAUGUUCAGUGCAAAGGGACAGAAACUGGCCUUUCCGAAUGCAGGGCUCGGCCUUGGGGAGACAGUAACUGUCACCAUGGAGAAGAUGCUGGUGUUAUUUGCGCAGACUCCGGCAUCUCCGAAGUGACUCAGCUGCGGCUGGUGAAUGGUUCGAGUCGCUGCGCUGGGAGAGUCGAGGUGUUUCAUAACAAGAAGUGGGGAACUGUGUGCAAUGACAGCUGGGACCUACAGGAUGCCACAGUCGUGUGCAGGCAGCUGGGCUGUGGGACGGCGUUAUCAGCCCCUGCCGGAGCUCACUUUGGGCCAGGAUCUGACCAUAUCUGGCUGGAUACUGUCAACUGCACAGGGACAGAAGCUGCCCUCUCCCAGUGCAGGGCUAAGCCUUGGGGAGACAGUAAUUGUACCCAUGAAGAAGAUGCCGGUGUUGUGUGCUCAGGCAUUUCAGAGCAGACUUCGCUCCGACUGGUGAACGGCCCGAGUCGCUGCGCUGGGAGGGUCGAGGUGCUUCACAACCAGAAGUGGGGAACCGUGUGUGAUGAUGACUGGGACCUACAGGAUGCCGGAGUUGUGUGCAGGCAGCUGGGCUGUGGGACGGCGUUAUCAGCCCCAGGCGCGGCUCACUUUGGGCGAGGAUCUGACCCCAUCUGGCUGGAUGACGUUCACUGCACAGGGACAGAAGCUGCCCUCUCCGAAUGCAGGGCUCGGCCUUGGGGAGAGUAUAACUGUCACCACGGAGAAGAUGCCGGUGUUGUGUGCUCAGACUCAGGCAUUUCAGAGCAGCCUCAGCUCCGACUGGUGAACGGCCCGAGUCGCUGCGCUGGGAGAGUCGAGGUGCUUCACAACCAGCUGUGGGGAACCGUGUGUGAUGACAGCUGGGAUUUAACUGAGGCCAGAGUUGUGUGCAGGCAGCUGGGCUGUGGGACGGCGUUAUCAGCCCCUGGGGGGGCUCGAUUUGGAGGAGGCUCUGAUCCCAUCUGGCUGGAUAACGUUCACUGCACAGGGACAGAAGCUGCCCUCUCCAAUUGCAGGGCUCGGCCUUGGGGAAUCCAUAACUGUAACCACGGAGAAGAUGCCGGUGUUGUGUGCUCAGACUCAGCCAUUCCAGAGCAGGCUCCAAUCCGACUGGCUAAUGGUUCUAGUCUCUGCGCUGGGAGAGUCGAGGUGUUUCACAACCAGCAGUGGGGAACCGUGUGUGAUGACAGCUGGGACAUAACUGAUGCUGGAGUCGUGUGCAGGCAGCUGGGCUGUGGGACGGCGUUAUCAGCCCCUGGGAGAGCUCAGUUUGGGCGAGGAUCUGACCAUAUCUGGCUGGAUGAUGUUCACUGCACAGGGACAGAAGCUGCCCUCUCCCAAUGCAGGGCUCGGCCUUGGGGAGACAAUAACUGUCACCAUGGAGAAGAUGCCGGUGUCGAGUGCUCAGGCUCAGUCAGUCUGGGCUUUGCUCCACUCGGAUUGGUGAAUGGCCCAAAUCCCUGCGCUGGGAGAGUCGAGGUGCUUCACAAUCAGCCGUGGGGAACCGUGUGUGAUGGCAACUGGCAGUUACCUGAUGCUGCCGUCAUGUGGAGGCAGCUGAUCUGUGGGACGGCGUUAUCAGCCCUAGGCAGGGCUUGUUCUGGGCGAGGGUAUGAUCCCAUCUGGCGGGACGAUGUUCACUGCAGAGGAUCAGAAGUUUCCUGCAGUGAAUGCCUGGCUAAGCCUUGGGGAAACCAUAACUUUCACCACAGAAAAGAUGCCGGUGUUAUAUGUUCAGACUCAGGCAUCUCAGAAGUGUCUUUGCUCCAGCUAGUGAAUGGCCACAAUCGCUGGGCUGGGAGAGUCGAGGUGUUUCAUAACCAGCAGUGGAGAACUGGGUGUGAUGGCAGCUGGGACUUACGUGAUGCUGGAGUUGUGUUGGGCAGUGGGACACCGUUAUCAGCGCCACAUGGGGCUCAGUUUGGACAUGGAUCUAACUGUCCCUGGGUGGAUGAUGUUAACUGCACAGGGACAGAAGUUGCCGUCUCCGAAUGCAGGGCUAGGUCUUGGGGAAACCAUAACUUCAAUUAUGCAGAAGAUUCCAGUGUUGUGUGCUCAGGCUCAGGCAUCUCAGAAGUGGCUCCGCUCCGACUGGUGAACGGCCCAAGUCGCUGCGCUGGGAGAGUCGAGGUGCUUCACAACCAGCUGUGGGGAACCGUGUGUGAUGGCAGCUGGGACUUGUCCGAGGCUGAAGUCGUGUGCAGGCAGCUGGGCUGUGGGACGGCGUUAUCAGCGCCACGUGGGGCUCACUUUGGACAAGGAUCUGACCGUGUGUGGCUGGAUGAGGUUCAGUGCACAGGGGCAGAAGCUGCCCUCACCAAAUGCAAGUCUAAGCCUUGGGGAGAGCAUGGCUGUAACCCCGGAGAAGAUGCCAGUGUUGUGUGCUCAGAUCAGGGCCAGCUGAGGCUGCGGCUGAUGAGUGGCCCAAGCCCCUGCUCCGGGCGAGUGGAGGUGCUGAUUAACGACACCUGGGGUGCCGUGUGUGACGCCGGCUGGGGCCUGACGGAGGCGGGAGUGGUGUGCAAGCAGCUGGGCUGCGGCACGGUGCUGUCAGCCCCGGGGGUUGCUCAGUUCGGCCACGGGGCCGGCGACGUCUGGCUGGACGGCGUGAGCUGCUCGGGCCAGGAGUCUCUCAUCAGCGAGUGCCAGCUGAGCCGGCUGGGUCCCGGGCUGUGUGGCCGUGGCUCCGAGGCCAGCGUGGUGUGUGCUGGGCAGGCUGGCUCCGGGCUGCUCUGGUCUGUGCUCCUUGGCCUGGGUGCUGUCAUGGUGCUGAUCUGCGGGGUCCUGCUCUGCUGGAGGAUGCGGCGGGACAGAGCCGCUGGGAACCCCCUGGGCCAUGUGCACCUGGAGGAGCUGGGGGCUCCAGGGACCCCGCCCCAGUCCCAGGGUGCGGCAAAUCCAGAGCCCCCGGAGGACCCCGACAGCGAGAUGACCUGGCUGGUGAGGGAAGACAUGGUGCUGUGA
This is a messenger RNA of Emys orbicularis (European pond turtle), 4842 nucleotides long. RefSeq names its product deleted in malignant brain tumors 1 protein-like. Gene Ontology annotation, cellular component: plasma membrane. Gene Ontology annotation, molecular function: serine-type endopeptidase activity. NCBI's taxonomy places the organism in Eukaryota, Metazoa, Chordata, Testudines, Emydidae. Gene Ontology annotation, biological process: zymogen activation. The record is from RefSeq and is a predicted model, not a curated record.